AUGUCUUAGUUAUCAAAAUCAGUUAGUCCAAUAACCAAUACAUAGACAUCUUUUUAUUCAAGUUCAUUAUAAUAAUCUUCUUAUAAUUCAUUGUAUUUAUUAAUAUUGAAUAUCUAGAACCAACAGUAGAUAAAAGGAGAGAAUUUUUUAAUAAAAAUAAAUCCCAAUUAACAUUCAAAAAAAUUCAUUAUUUAAUCUAAAACCAUAAAUAUUAUCUAAUCCUAAUAUGCAUUCAGAUAUAAGAGUAUCCGAAUUUGAUAAACCAAUACAUUUUUAAACUGAUUAACUAAUAUAAAGACCGGUUAUUAUGGAAUCCAAACAAAAAAUAUAAGAAUAAAAUAUAAAUAAUUUCUAACCAAUAUUAGAAGAAAAAAAUGAUAAAUUCAUAAAAAUAGGAAUAGUCAUCAUAAUAGUGUUAUUAUUAUUAUUAGGCAUUCUCAAAUUCAAUUGA
This is a messenger RNA of Paramecium pentaurelia, 451 nucleotides long. The record is from the annotation of a GenBank genome assembly. NCBI's taxonomy places the organism in Eukaryota, Ciliophora, Oligohymenophorea, Peniculida, Parameciidae.